Molecule: messenger RNA, 1086 nt
Organism: Tremella mesenterica DSM 1558
Lineage: Eukaryota; Fungi; Basidiomycota; Tremellomycetes; Tremellales; Tremellaceae
Exons: 5
Coding region: 1-1086 (361 amino acids)
Cellular component (GO): cytoplasm
Source: RefSeq, a predicted model, not a curated record
AUGCCCAUCCCCACUCCGUCAUCACCACUGUCCCUGCCGUCCUUGUUCCCAGAUUACACAAGGGAGCAGAUUGACGCUGCUAGGACAUCCCUCUGGAAUCCAACGUUUCGAGCUCUCACCAUCCCUUCAGUCAUCCUAAAUUUGGCAUCUCUGGGAGAGAAGGACUCAUUCCUGCAGUGGCUUGCCUCCGACUCUAUCUUUCUUCCUGAAAAUAGCGAGCCUUCCCGGCGUAUAACACCUGCGUCGACUUCAAGCUCAGAUGAUGGUGAUGAUGAAGAGGCACCGGUGUAUAGACUUCCCCUGCUCACCAAGGCGAUCUGGGAUGUGCUGAGGAAGUACGGAGGUGACGUGUUCCCGAAACUGAACUGGACUGCGCCUAGGGACGCAGCAUUCAUCCUCCCACAAACUUCGAGCGGACCGUUAUGCUGCACAUCCCCUGCGGACGUAUACCUCUUGCUCAAAUCGAGCGAUUUGAUAUCUCAUGAUCUGGAUCCUGAAGCUGCUUACCAUCCAUCACCUCCUCCCGACGAUGGUGUGAAGAUCGAACUCGUCCUUCGGAAGUACACCUCGAUAAAUCCUUCGACAGAGUUUAGAUGUUUCGUGAGAAGGAAUAUGUUUCUGGGUGUGAGUCAAAGGGAUGGCAAUCGGUAUGAACAUUGGCAAGAUAUCAGAGCGAGGCAGCGGUUGGUGGAGACUAUUCGAAGUUUUUGGGAGGAUGAGAUACGGGGUGUUUAUGAAGGUGGAGAAGAUUACAUCUUUGAUAUCGACCUACCCUCUCCUUCCUCUCCCAGAAUCAUCGAUUUCAACAUUUAUCGACCAAGCACGGACCCACUCCUGUUCACCUAUCCAGAGCUCCAUGCCAUUCUCAUCCGCUCGCUUCAGCCUCCGGAGGAGGAUGACAUCCGGGAACGGUUACCAAUCUUGCGAGUCGUCGAACAAGAGCGUUCCGGAGCGGGAUACGAGUUCGCAGGGAAUAUGAUGCCUCUUGAAAUGGUACAGAUGAGUCAGGGUCGGACUUUGGUUGAUUUCACCAGGAUUUGGGAGGGGGCAAUGGGCGAGGCAAUGGGGGAUAGCGAAGAUGAGUGA